AACACGUUGGGUUUUUUUUUUUUUCCCCCAAACGUUCAUGUUUUUUUCCGACAUGCUCUGAGCGUGAGCACCUGUGCGCGGAGAGCGCCGCGCGCGUGCAUGAGCGUUCCGAGGCUGGAAGCAGAGAUGGGUGCGCGUGCACACGCGCGGGGCAGAGGAGGCCAGUGGCAAGGGCGGGUGUGCGUGCGUGUACGUGCUCGCGCAGAGGCUGGAAGUAGUGCUGCGUGCUUGCGCGCGCAGAGGCCGGAAGCGGGGCUGGCGUUCCGGGUCAGUUGCGAGACAUGGAAGGUUUCGCGGAGGGCUGUAGGCUGCCGUGCGAGGGGCCGGCUGAGGAGGCCGAGCCCCAGGUGGCGGCCUGGAGCGGGGACAGCGGUAACGUGUCCCAGAGCCACAGCAGCGCGUCGGUGCCGUGGGAGGAUGAGGGCCUGGAGUCGGGCGCGCCCAGCCGGGACCUGCCGCUGCUGCGCCGCGCCGCCUCGGGCUACGCCGCCUGCCUGCUGCCUGGCGCGGGGGCGCGGCCCGAGGUCGAGGAGCUGGACGCGAGCCUGGAGGACCUGCUCACCAGGGUGGACGAGUUUGUGGGCAUGCUGGACAUGCUGCGCGGCGACUCCUCCCACGUGGUCAGCGAGGGCAUGCCUUGCAUUUACGCCAAGGCCACCGAGAUGCGGAGAGUGUACAGCAAGAUCGACCGGCUGGAGGCCUUCGUCGGGAUGAUCGGCGCCAGUGUAGCCAGGCUGGAGGAGCAGGUCUCCAGGGCGGAGGCCGAGCUGGGGACGUUCCCCAGUACGUUCAGGAAACUCCUGCGCACAAUUAACGUGCCCUCCUUCUUCAACAAGGCGCCCUCCAGCAGGUCCCAGGGGACCAGCUACGAACCCCCCGUCGUGUUUCGAACCGAAGACCACUUUCCUUGUUGCAGCGAAAGAUCUCAGGUCUGAGUCCGCGGGACAGCGCUGCCAGAGGACGGGUCUGAAAUUCUCUCGAGUAGUAAUCAAACCUGUUGAAAAUCCUGUAACUAGACAUACAUGAUGUUGGAGUAUGGAAUUGUAAAGUUUAUUUUUUGCACACUUGAUUUCUCAGUAUCUUCAUCAUUUCACGAAGGAUGUGUGAUUUUCUACGUCUUCCAGUUCAAACUUGAAACUUCAAAGCUGCUUGGUGGGGGGCAUCGGGGAAGCAAAAUGAAUGAAUUUACCUGGGCACUGUGGCAGAACUGUUAUUUUUAUGGAUUUUACAGCUCAACUAACAGUAUUACCUUUUCAAGAUGUGUAUAUUUGUAUACCCUUAGGAAAACUGAGCCUUUAAAGCCUUGUUAAUUCGAUCCUAAUAGUGAUUCAGUUUUCAAUAGCUUACUUCUAGGAUAGAUGGUAAAUUAUUUAAAAUUAUAUUAAGCUUUCCAUAUAAUGGAUUGCAAACUGAAGGAAAUUAUACAAUUUCUGAGAAAACGUAUUGAUUUAUUGCAACUCAUUCUGAAGUUUUUUUGAAAGUAUGACCUCACAGUCUAAGUUUGUCCAUAGCAAACGUGUCUAUAUGAUUCCCAACGUUUGGUUUAUAAUUAAACAUUAAUAAAAAAUUUAAAUUUUAUUGGAAAGGGUUUCCAUCUGAAAAGGACUGUACGUAUUUUCCUUUUUGCUUGUUUGAAAAUAGACACGUAUCUGAUUUAAGGAGUGGGAUAAAGAAAGUUCACAACAUUAAAUAUUUAUUUCUCCUCAAAGUGAACAGUUAAAUUAUUUGUGUGGUAAUAUGACUGGUAUCAGGAUUUUGUUCUUUCACCCCGACGACGUGGAAUCUUAAAGAUCCCUUGCAGGUACAACAGGCUUUGAUCUUGAUUUUAAUCUGUUUUAUAAGGUGGUCCUCCUAGGUAGUAGAACUCAAGCAUAGAGCUUAGGUUGCUUUUGUGUCAUUUAUCAUAGAUCUUUGAGGCUUGUAAAGUAGGUGUAUUCUCAGCUGUGCGUUGUGAAAAGUCUGAUUGUGUAAUCUCCGACCUUAGCUUUCAUGGACCUUCUGUGUCACACAUUUAUAUAUAUAUAUUUUUUUUUUUAAUUUAUUUUA
Molecule: messenger RNA, 2046 nt
Organism: Delphinapterus leucas (beluga whale)
Lineage: Eukaryota; Metazoa; Chordata; Mammalia; Artiodactyla; Monodontidae
Gene: BLOC1S4
Product: biogenesis of lysosomal organelles complex 1 subunit 4
Cellular component (GO): BLOC-1 complex
Source: RefSeq, a predicted model, not a curated record